AUCACACAAUCGUUUCUCCGGAAUAAAAACGUUUUCAAAGCCCGUAGUUCGAGUUGUUGAACGUUCAGAUUCGUGUUUGUUUCGUUGUUUUUGUUGUGUAGUGAAAAUAAUUUGAAAAAAUGAAUAAGAGAAAAUUAGAAGAAGAAAUUUUUCAACAGAACAAAUUUGAAAAGUUGAACAACAUAGCAGAUUCUGAAGACGACGACGACGACGACAGCGUUGACGAAAACAACUAUGAUGUCAUGCAAGAGCAAGAUAUUGAAGGCCAAGAAGAUGGAGUUGUUGGACAAGAUGGUGAGAUACGAAUUACACCUUUCAAUAUGCAGGAAGAACUCGAAGAAGGUCACUUUGAUAAACAAGGAAUGUACCAUUGGAAAAAAGAAAAAGAUGUUCAAGACAAUUGGUUAGAGAAUAUCGAUUGGUGUAAAAUUAAAGAUAUGUCUAAAGAAAAGAAGAAUAAUGAUGAAAAUGCAGAGGACGAUGAGGAAUUUAAUGUAAUUGCUGCCUAUAAAGAAAUAAUAAGUAUGAUGGAACCCAAAGAAACCAUCGCAAAAGCUCUAAGACGUUUAGGUGGCAAUAAAAGACUUUCAACUGCUGAAAGAUGGAAAAUGAAAAAGGCUGGAAUAAGUACUGAAGGCGGAUCAUCUGAAAAAGUCACUAGACUUACAGAGAUUGCUAAUCAGAUUUUAACUACUGAUGGUAAUAUGGAUGUUUAUCAAGAAACUUAUGAACACAUUUCAAAUAUUAUUUCAAAAUCUAAUAAAAAAGAACAGCCUUCAACUUCCAUGGCAUCAGAUUUAGAUAUGUAUGCUGAUGACUUCGAUUUAAAGGAAAAAGAAAAAUUAGAAAACACAAUCCAAAAUUCUGAAGAAGGAGCAGAAGAGCUAGAAGAUACAGGAGAGUCAUUACAGUGGGAAUACAAAUUUUCAUUGGAAAGCAAUGAAGUAUUUGGCCCUUAUAACACUGAGCAAAUGCAGAAAUGGAAAGAAGAAAAUAAAUUUAAUGAACCAAUUUGGGUACGUAAGUGUAAUUCAAACAGUGAAUUUCAUUCAUUUAAACGUGUGGACUUUGAACUAUAUUUAUAAAUUUUUUUUUCUUUUGUGUUUAUUUCAUUCACACUGUAUAAAAUAAGUGUAUUUGAAUACAUAAUAGUAAUAACUGAUUGUUAAUGCUAAUAAAAUUCUUCCGAUUUGUAAUAA
Sipha flava (yellow sugarcane aphid) is the source of this 1199-nucleotide messenger RNA. RefSeq names its product CD2 antigen cytoplasmic tail-binding protein 2 homolog (gene holn1). The record is from RefSeq and is a predicted model, not a curated record. Gene Ontology annotation, cellular component: U5 snRNP. Gene Ontology annotation, molecular function: protein binding. Lineage: Eukaryota; Metazoa; Arthropoda; Insecta; Hemiptera; Aphididae. The transcript is spliced from 5 exons. Bases 120 to 1085 code for a protein of 321 amino acids.